AUGGCGCCCUUCCUCGGCGGCAUGCGGGGGUUAACCGUGUUCGUCCAGGACGUUCGGAACUGCGCGAACAAGGAGCAAGAGCGGUUGCGGGUGGAGAAGGAACUCGCGAACAUUCGGCGCAAGUUCAACAAGACGCACCGCGCGCUGACGCCGUACGAGCGCAAGAAGUACGUGUUGAAGCUGCUGUACGUGUACAUGUUGGGGUAUAACGUUGAUUUUGGGCACACGGAAGCGUUGAAGUUGAUCUCGGCGUCGACGUACGGGGAGAAACAGGUCGGGUACAUGACGACUUCGGUCAUUCUGAAUGAACGGAACGAGUUCUUGCGCAUGGCCAUCAACAGCGUGCGCAGGGAUGUGAUCUCGACGAACGAGACGAAUCAGUGCUUGGGGUUGUCGUGCAUCGCGAACGUCGGGGGGAGGGAAUUCGCGGACUCGCUCGCGGGAGAUGUGGAGACGAUUCUGAUGACGCCAACGAUUCGACCCGUGGUGCGGAAAAAGGCGGCGCUGUGUCUGUUGCGAUUGUUUAGAAAGAACAAUGAGAUCUUGAUCCCGGAAACGUUCGCGCCGAAAAUGGUAGAUCUCUUGGACGCGGAGAGAGAUCUCGGCGUGCUCAUUGGCGUGCUCGGUUUACUCUCGGGCAUCGUGUCGUACGACUACAAGGGCUACGAGGCGUGCGUACCCAAGGUGAUCACAAUCAUGGAGCGACUGACGAGGAACACCGACAUUCCGCCCGAGUAUUUGUACUACGGUAUUCCCUCUCCCUGGCUCCAGGUGAAGUGCAUGCGAAUUUUGCAGUACUUUCCGACGCCGGAGGAUCCCGCGCUGCUCGACGCGCAGCUCACCGCCGUGCGAAACAUUUUGAAGACGCAAUCGGUGAAGAAUCUGAACAAGAAUAACGCGUUGCACGCGAUUUUGUUCGAGGCGAUCAAUUUAGUCACUAGCAUCGACUACGCGCACGAGCUCUUAGAUCCGUGCGUGGAGCUUCUGGGGAAACUGCUCGGGAUGGGACCAAACAUUCGUUACUUGGCGCUGAGCACGCUCAACACGCUCGCGGCGAUGCCCGAUCUGCGAGAGGCGAUCAAGGUGUAUCAGAGCGAGGUCGUAUCCGCACUGCAUGACGCGGACAUCUCGAUUCGCAAGCGCGCGCUGACUUUGCUCUUCUCCAUGUGCGACGCCUCAAACGUGCACGAUAUCGUCGAGGAGUUGGUCAAGUAUCUCGUCACCGCCGAUUUCGACAUUCGGGAGGAGCUCGCGCUAAAGACGGCAAUCCUGGCCGAGCGCUACAGCAUAAACGAUCGCAUGUGGUUCAUCGAGAUCGCGCUGCAAAUGAUCGAUAAGGCGGGAGACUUCAUCAACGACGACCUCUGGCAUCGUCUGGUCCAAGUGGCGACUAACAACCCCACGCUUCACGCCGAUACCGCUAAGCUGAUGUUCGUGAAACUGCGUGAUGACGGUGCGACAAACGAGCUCGUUCUUCGCGUAGUGUCCUACUGCAUCGGUGAGUUCGGAUACUUGCUCCCGAUUCCCGCGUCGCAGUACGUCGACUUGAUGAUUCCUCUGUUUCAUAGCACCGACGAGGGAACGCAAGCCAUCAUGCUCACGGCGUUCAUCAAGAUCGCCAUGCACAAGAACUGCGAUCAAGGAUCAAUGGGUAAGAUCGUCCAAGUGUUCACGGACAUGAGCACGUCGAUGGUUUCGGAAAUUCAGCAACGCGCAUGCGAAUAUUUACGCCUGUUGCAAAUCGGUCCGUCCAUGCGAUCGAUCCUCGAGCCGAUGCCCGAGUACCCCGAUCAGUCGAGCGUGUUGGAGCGACAUGUACAAGUCGACAAUGUCGCAUCCGACGUCGCUGCGGGCGUUCGAAAGCUCGGUAUAUCACAGUCCGUGAGAGAACAACCAAAAUCAUUAGCGUCUAGCUCGAUGCGCGUCGGGACGGAUCUCGUCGUCGCCUCUCCGGCUCAGCCGAGAGACGCCGUCGCGGAUCUGCUCGGUGAUUUGAUUGGUGAAACGUUGGCUUCGGCGCCGCCUCCGGCGCUUCCAGCCGCAACGUCGAGUGGAGUGGACUUGGACGAGCUCUUCGGCGCCGGGACACGCGCGCUUCCUGCAGCGGAGCAAAGGCCGGCGCUCGCGGCGCCGGAGGUUUCACUGGCACUGGCCGCCCCAGCGCCCGUGGCCGGUGCGGCGACUUCAUCGAACACGUUGGAUGAUUUACUAGGCCUCGAUGCAUCCGCGGCGCCGGCGGUGACACGGGCGUCGGCUGCUGCGCACGGAGGAGCAGAUCUCUUGGACGAGCUGGGCGGUUUCACGGAGAAUCGAAUUGCACUAGUGCCUGCAGCGGUCGCACCCGCAGCUGCGCCGGUCAGUAACGGCGUGAAACCAACGGUGAACAUUCAAGAGUGCGCGAAGCGAUUCCUUGUCGCCGACAACGGUCUCUUGUACGAAGACGCAAACGUCCAGAUAGGCAUCAAGUCUCAGUGGCAAGGCUCUCAGGGUCGCGUCAUGUUCUACAUCGGGAACAAGAUGGAGAACGCUGACUUGCAGAAAGUCUCGAUGACUAUACAUCAGAUUGACGGCUUGCGACACGCCUUACAACCGGUACCUUCGACCAUUGGCGCUAAACGCCAGGUGCAGUUGAUGCUGCAAGUCGCCAUUGUCAGUUCCUUUGCUGGCGCACCGCGUCUUGAUUUCUCGUACACCUGCGCGGGGGCCGGAACAGUGUCGGUAGCGUUGGACGUACCCGUGCGCAUGAACAAGUUCUUGAGUCCAAUGACGAUCGCGUCUCCUCAAGAGUUCAUCGCGAGAUGGCACCAAAUGGUUUCGGCGGGUCAGCAGCAAAAAAUUAUGGAUCUCGCGCCGCAGUACGCGACGGGCAUCGAGAGCGUCGUCAACGCGUUCACGGGGAUGCACCUGGCCGUGCACAAAGGAUUGGACCCGAACCCCGCCAACUUAGUGUCGGGGAGUAGAUUUGUGGGUGAGAAGAGUGGCGAAGUGCUCAUCGGCGUGCGUGUCGAGAGCGACGCCAACGUUCGCGGGCGUUACCGAUUCACGGUGGCAUCCAUGGACAAAGAUGCGUCUCGCGCGGUAAUGGAAACGAUCGUCGCGGCAUUAGGUGCGAACACCUAA
Messenger RNA from Ostreococcus tauri, 3120 nucleotides. RefSeq names its product Clathrin alpha-adaptin/coatomer adaptor,appendage, C-terminal subdomain. Gene Ontology annotation, biological process: intracellular protein transport; clathrin-dependent endocytosis. The record is from RefSeq and is a predicted model, not a curated record. Gene Ontology annotation, cellular component: membrane coat; AP-2 adaptor complex. The transcript is spliced from 2 exons. Gene Ontology annotation, molecular function: clathrin-cargo adaptor activity. Lineage: Eukaryota; Viridiplantae; Chlorophyta; Mamiellophyceae; Mamiellales; Bathycoccaceae. The coding region runs from base 1 to 3120 and encodes 1039 amino acids.